This is a messenger RNA of Ochlerotatus camptorhynchus, 882 nucleotides long. RefSeq lists its product as uncharacterized. The coding region runs from base 1 to 882 and encodes 293 amino acids. NCBI's taxonomy places the organism in Eukaryota, Metazoa, Arthropoda, Insecta, Diptera, Culicidae. The record is from RefSeq and is a predicted model, not a curated record. The transcript has a single exon.
AUGGUCGAUCCACCACAGCCACCGCCUCAGCAGCAAGCGAACAGCGUACAUAACCCCAUUCAAAGUUUCUCAGCCCAGCCGCCGGAGAGAAUCGACAUCCGGAAUCAAAUUGACAAGGCGAGAAUCUGGAAAGAUUGGAGUCAGCAAUACGAGUGGUUCGAGCUAGCAGCAGGAAUUAAACAGCUCCCGGCGGAAAGGCAGGUCGGCAUCCUCAUGAACAGUCUGGGACCGGAUGUAAUAGGAACGUUUACGGGAUUCCAACUGACGGAAGAGGAGAAAAAAGACCCGAAUGUGAUCAAGCGAAAGUUUGCCGAAGCGUUCAACCCUACUGCUAACCCUACGUACAGCACGUACAUAUUCCUGAAGACUGACCAAGGCCCGGAUGAAAGUUUUGACAGCUUUCUUAUUAAGCUGCGACAGGCUAUUGUGGUUUGUGAUUUCAAUACUCCACAGGAAGGUAUGUCUACGGAAGAUCGACUGCUAAAGGACAAAAUCGUGCUGGGAGUGCGCAGUCAAAAAGUUCGGGAGAAGCUCCUCAGUGACUCCAAGUUGACCCUUGAGAAAGCAAUUCAAAUCUGCAGAUCCAGUGAAAAGACGACGGAAACGUUGCACCAGAUCAGCUCUGACACGAAGAGUUGCGAUGCCAUCAAGGGAAGAGAAGCUGAUAAACCUUUCAACUGCCGUAGGUUUGGAACUAAGCACGGAAAGAAAAGUUGUCCUGCAUUCAAGAAAACCUGUCCUGUUUGCAACAAAACUGGACACUUGCCAGAAUGCUGCUUCAAGAAGAGCAAGGACCGGGAAUCGUCUAGCAGUAGCAGCAAGAAGAAUAAGGAGAAGAAAACAGCGUCUAUCGUACAGGAAACAGAAGAUUCGUCGGAAUAG